Molecule: messenger RNA, 2444 nt
Organism: Nymphaea colorata (pocket water lily)
Lineage: Eukaryota; Viridiplantae; Streptophyta; Magnoliopsida; Nymphaeales; Nymphaeaceae
Product: WEB family protein At2g38370-like
Exons: 2
Coding region: 461-2257 (598 amino acids)
Source: RefSeq, a predicted model, not a curated record
GUGCUGCCAUCAUUUCUUGGGCUAUUUACUGUUCCCUCCUUUACCCUCUUCUUCGCUUUUCUCUCUCUCUUCUCCCAUCUGAAUGCCCCUCUGCGCCUUCCAUCGUCUGUUGUGCCAGUUGAACGCGUUCCCUCCUUUCUCUUUAUUUCUCUUUCUAACGUCUCUCUCUCUCUCCCUCGCUGGCCUUCCUGCUCGUGCUCCGGAGAGUAGGACCGAAUUUUCCCGUUGGGAGCUGCAAUAAAUACGCGGCAUUAGGGGCACGGAUUGAGUCAGAGUUGGAAUCGAGUCGAGGGCUACUGUAGUUCUUGCUUGGCUUGGCUUGCGUUGCGGUGCGUCUUCUAAUGGAGGGUCAUCAUGGUGAUGGUAGUGGUAGUGAUGGCGAGAAGGGAGACGGUGGUGACAACAACCACCACCAAGCGAGCGGUGCUUCUGGGGUGGAGCCGGGAGGAGGAGGUGUCCCAUGGGAGAGUCCACGGGUGGAGAUCGACACGGCUCCACCGUUCGAAUCGGUGAAGGAGGCAGUGUGCAUGUUCGGAGGAAAAGGCGUGUGGAAGCCCCACAGAUACCCAAGCACCCCUCCCGAUACUGUCUUCAGAAACAAUACAGCUCUGUUGAUGUUGAGAUAUCAAAAGUGGAGGAAGAAACUUCGCGGUUGGAAAAGGACUUGAUCUUGAAAGAGAGGGAAACUCUUGAGGUGCUAAAAGAACUGGACAAGACAAAGAGAAUCAUAGAGGAACUAAAAGCAAAGCUUCAAAAAGGAUCCUCAGAAGUUUCUGCAAUUCCUUCAUCAAAUACAACCAGCCCAAAUAGGACGCCAACAGGCCCUGUCUGCAUGAGAGAGGAGGCUUCACUGGUGAAAGAGGGACGUCAUGUAGGUGCUACAAGGUCAACUUGUACGGUCGGAAUGCAGGUUGAUGGCUUAGACCAACUACAAGAGACAUCACCGCAUGUGGAUAAAGUCCAAGGGAAUGCUGCUAGUGGAGCAGUGGAUGCUUCAAGAAGUAUAUGUGGAACCCUUGACUCUGUUCAAGCUUCAGUUGAUAUAGGUGCAAAAACAUAUUUGACACCUGAAAAAAUACUGAUGCAGUUAAAGCAAGCGAAGGUAAAUUUGAGUAAGGCAACAGGAAGUUUAUCCAGUGUACGUGCAUCAAUAAAAAUGCUUGACGCACAGUUAACUACGGAGAAAUUAUCACUUGAACAAACUAAAGAACGUUUAAGCUCAAAAUACAACGCAAUAGCAUCUAUGGAGAAAAAGCUUAGUGAUACCCAAGUGAAGUUGCAGUCUUUCAGAGAUGCAGAUACUAAGGAUUGCAUUAACAAAGGUGAUAUCUCAAAAGUAUUGCAAGAUCUUCGCAAUGAGGCUGACCUGUAUAAGCAAAUGGCUGAAGCUGCUAAAUUUGACGCUUUAAGAAUAAUGUUAGAUAUUGAGGAGACAAAGGCCAGUGUUCAGACAGUGGAGAUCAGAUGGCAUGCAGCAAAGAAGAUGGAAGAUGCUGCACGAGCCUCUGAAUUAGCUGUGCUUGGGCAGAUUGACGCACUUCAAAAGAGUGAAAGUCCUGAUUCAUGUCCCCCCCAGUCACAACAGCAUUCUGGCUUAUCGCUUUCUUUUGAGGAGUACGGAGCCUUAGUCAACAAGGCAAAAGCAGCAGAGCACAAUGCCAACAAGAAAAUUGAAACUGCAAUGCUUAGCAUAGAUGAAGCUAAUGCUUCCAAACUGGAGGUGCUAAAGGAAUUGCAGAGGGCAUCUGAAGACGUGAAAGUUUGCAGAGAAGCCCUUCGAAAGGCACUCAUCAAAGUAGAGAAUGCCAACAAUGCAAAGCUUGCUGUUGAAGAGUCCCUUAGAAGAUGGAGGGCAGAGCACAGCCAACACCGUCGGUCAAUUCAUGGUUCCAUGAAGUUCAAGAACUCGACCCCUGUCCACAGGCGUCACCGUAGCAAAAACUCUGUGAUACUUGAUGUUAACGGUGUGAAUUUGGUUGGGGAUGAAUCAAACAGAAUACUGAAGCCAACCUUGUCAAUCGGCCAAAUUUUGAGCAGGAAACUGAUGUCAGAUAGCCACUUCGAUAUUGAUGCUGAACCUGGUGGGCAUAAGGUGUCUCUUGCUCAAAUGUUAAGAAGCAGAAAUCAAAUUGCUUCACCUCAAAACUGUGAGGACGACACUGUCAGAAGGCAGUUUUCUGUCAAGAGGAAGAAGUUAGGACUGCCACAUUUCCCAUUGCGUUUAGUGAAGGGAAAGAAAAAGAAGCAAAGGUUUUGAUCCGCAACUUGCUGGUUUUGCUAUGUCUUGCUAAGACCUAGCUGUCGUCUCAAAUUUCUUUUGUUCUCUCCAUUCGUUAUUGACCUCAUCUUCUUAGACUUAGUGCUUUGAAAUUGCCUAGAAUUUUCUUUCCAAGAGUUUGUGCUGUUUAUGCCAGAUAUAAACACGUGACGUUGUUUCGUGAUAA